AUGGAUUCAGAACCUCAUAAACCAGAGAUCUACUCUAAUUUCGUCAAAGAACUCUGGGUGUUUUGGUACGGUAAUGAGGACUGCUUAAAGAAAGAUCAUCUCAUUUCCCCAGAUUUGGAGAUAACAUCUUCAGGAACUUGGAAACAAGGUCUCUCUUAUAAUACCCGAUGUAUUCUAUUCAAAGCAUUGCACAAUCUUAUUGAAAGAUAUCUUUUGGCGAAGGGAUAUGUUAGACUUUUUAAAAGCUUUCUUCAACCCUGUAACAGUCAGUCAAUUCGUGACAAAUGCCAAUACAGUAUCAGUUUUUCAUUUUUCCUUCACGGUGAAAGCACUGUUUGUGCUAGUUUGGAUAUUCGUCGAUUUCAUAAAUUUAAAUCGCUUACUCCUAAAAUACUAUCCUUCUGUGAAAAGUUCUCUGGGAGGAUUAAUGUUGUCCUUGCUCCUCAUGGUAUUUCCGCACGUCUGGUUGCCUCAUCUCAAACAAGUGAUACCUCAUCUGAGAGGGAAUUGGAAAUGUGGAAACGAUUUUUCCCCAUAAGAUUGGUAGGGGAUAACUUCAACUCCUCUGGUUCUCAUCAGAACUCUUUUUAUAUGGACUUUUUAACUCCAAAUAAAUCCUCUCCUAUUCAACAGCCACAGCAGGGAUCUAAACCUGAUUCUUCCUCAAAACGACCUAUUCCCGAGCCGCUUCCACAAUUCGUCAAUGUUCUUGUUGGAGGAUUCCGAAUGCGCUAUCCCACCUGCUUUGUUCUUAUUGCUGAAGAUCAACUCUCCUCUAUGACAGUCCAACAUACUCGAGAUUUAGCUGAUCGACGCCCUAACGCUUUUCCUAAAAACAAGCACUCUGUUUUAGAUUCGUAUGGUUUUCCUUAUCCAAAAUUUCCACUGAAACGUCUUCCAAGUUCUAAGCGAAGGUGCUACAUUUCCGCUCGUUUUCUUCAACGCGCCCUGCGCUCUGAGCGGUCCUUUAUGCCCGAUUUCGACAGUCUUUAUGCCAAAUUCCGCCUUCUUUCUCAAGUCACUGGAGAUGAUUCCGUCUUUACGUCCGAAUCCAAAAGUACCAUUGCUUUGUAUAGUACUGAUGACUUACCAAUAACGGGAUUUGAAAAGGAUGAAGAUGCUCUCAUUCAGAUGGCAAUUAAGAACCUUGGAGAAUCCGUUGAGGUUAUCCGACAAUACGCCGAAUUAGUACCCGGAUUUUCUUCCCUCACUGAAGCUGAUCGGGAAAAGAUUAUCCUACUACACUCUGCAGACCUGAUCACCUUCCGUAUGGCAUUUAGGACGGCCAAAGCAGCUGCAGAGCGAGCCCAGUUAAAUCUCUUCCAUCCAAAUAGCACUCAAUCAAGUCCCUAUUUCAGGCCUCCCAUUCCCACAGACACGCCUAGAAUACCGCAACAGUCAAAUAUAUCGGCACCUCAACAAACAGGCCCACCUUUCCCCGGUGGCAUUGUUGAAUGGCAUUCUCAAACAAAUCCAUCGGAUCCCGCUUUCCGACCUUUCCACCACAAUCCCUUAAUAGGACCCUCCCAACUGCCUUCUCAUCCAACCCCAUGGCAAACUGGAGGAGUUCCACGACCAUUAGACUUUGAGGUGGAGGAUGAAGGAGAUGCAAACUUGGCAGCAUGGGAAGUAGCCCUCUCGACACCCACUGAACCGGGCUAUAUCUUUGAAAAUGGUUCCGUGAUGACAGAUGAAGAGUUGAAUCGAGCUGGAUUAGGACCAUGGAUUCGUGCUCUAACUUGGUUUGGUUGGCAACUCCUCGAAUUGGCCAUGGGUGACCACAGUACCGUAGCUGGUCUUUCAGCUCUUGUACUCAUCAAUUAUCAAGCUCUUUGUGGUCGAACUGACUUGGAGAACUCGAGUGAGAUCUAUACAGUGCAUCACAGAUUUGUUGAAAUGCUAAAAAGUCAUUGUUGCUCACCCACCAACGCAGUGACCAUUCCAACGGAGUACUCUGGAUGCUAUGGUCCUGAUAGGGACCCUACUGGGGCUGUAGCGACGGCUACUAAUGCUGGCAAUAUGUUACCCCCGGGGAGAGCAGAUUCAACCUAUUUCUCCCAGGUGUUUAAGAAGAAGGAUACAGCUCAUUGGAUAGCAAGUCACCUGCUCUUACAGCCUCUACAGCGUCUCCAUGCUAGUGGCAGACUGCCUUCAGGUCCCGAAAGUAGCUGGUUGAACACCCUAGUAAACCUCCUAAACACCGGCUGCAAUCAAUCCCAAACCCCUCCACCAUGUAACUAA
Messenger RNA from Rodentolepis nana, 2241 nucleotides. The record is from the annotation of a GenBank genome assembly. Lineage: Eukaryota; Metazoa; Platyhelminthes; Cestoda; Cyclophyllidea; Hymenolepididae.